AUGGAAAUGAAGACUCAUUCUCCAGAUACCGCUAGAUACAGAUACCCCAGGCUAGAAGCGCAGAAUAAUAAGCCAAAAAUACGAUCGUUUUUUUAUAUGAAGGCAAAAGUCCACAUUUUUAUACACACGUUACGGUCAGAAGUCGAUAAAAUUGACAGCAGAUGUUUCAGAGGACUUGACUACCAUUAUCGCCUUGAAGGCAUAAAGCAUGGGAGCCUGGCGUCAUAUAUCCUCAAUAACGUGGGAGACCACCCGGCAGAUCUAUGGAAUGGCCAACGGUUGCACUCGAGACAGCAUCCUGGGCUCAAACCGAGAGUAGUUGGAGAGGUAAGAAUAUAUAGAGACAAGGCUGGCAAGCUAGACAAGGUGGAGGGAACGGAUUUAACUAUACCUUUCCGUGAUAUGUUAUUUCGUCGUCCUGGCCCUAGUCAAGGGGAGGGUGAUUUUGUAUUUGCAGAGGAACUCCUCGAGCUUGUCAAGGAUGUUAAGGAUAAUAUGGGGUAA
Molecule: messenger RNA, 504 nt
Organism: Microsporum canis CBS 113480
Lineage: Eukaryota; Fungi; Ascomycota; Eurotiomycetes; Onygenales; Arthrodermataceae
Exons: 4
Coding region: 1-504 (167 amino acids)
Source: RefSeq, a predicted model, not a curated record